AUGCGCUUCCUCCAGUCCCUCUUGGCCGCGACCUCGUUCCUGGCGGCCGGUUCUCUCGCUGCUAAGAAGACCACCGAGGAGCGCUUCAACGAAUUCCAUACCAAGGCCCUCUCCUCCUCUCCGAUCAAGCUCGCCGACACCAGCUACAAGUCCUUGACCGCCACCCCCCGCGACUACACCGUUGCCGUCCUCCUGACGGCUCUCGAGUCUCGCUUCGGCUGCCAGCUUUGCAGAGAGUUCCAGCCGGAAUGGGAUCUUCUCGGCAAGUCCUGGACCAAGGGCGAUAAGAAGGGCGAGUCCCGCUUGAUUUUCGGCACUCUGGACUUCUCUGACGGUCGUGAGGUCUUCAUGUCGCUCGGCCUCCAAACCGCUCCCGUCCUCCUCCUGUUCCAGCCCACCGUCGGCCCUCACGCUGUCCCUGCCCAGGAGCCUUUGCAAUACGAUUUCACCAGCGGACCUCAGUCUGCCGAUCAAGUCCACGCAUGGCUCUCGCGACACCUGGCUGACCGGCCUCACCCUCCGGUCAAGCGUCCUAUCAACUGGAUGCGCUGGAUCUCUUCCAUCACCAUCAUUCUUGGUCUGGGCACGGUCGUCGUCACUGCCUCGCCUUACAUUUUGCCCAUCAUCCAGAACCGCAAUCUCUGGGCCGCCGUCAGCCUCAUUGCCAUCCUUCUCUUCACCAGCGGACACAUGUUCAACCACAUUCGCAAGGUUCCCUAUGUUGCCGGAGAUGGCCGCGGCGGUAUCAGCUACUUUGCCGGUGGCUUCCAGAACCAAUUUGGCUUGGAGACCCAGAUCGUGGCUGCCAUUUAUGGUGUCUUGGCUUUCUGUGCCAUCUCUCUUACCGUCAAGGUUCCUCGUAUUGGCGACUCAAAGACGCAGCAGGUUGCUGUGCUGGCUUGGGGCGGUGUUUUGUUCCUCAUGUACAGCUUCCUCCUCAGCGUCUUCCGCAUCAAGAACGGCGGCUACCCCUUCUCUCUUCCUCCUUUCAUGUAA
Molecule: messenger RNA, 996 nt
Organism: Colletotrichum aenigma
Lineage: Eukaryota; Fungi; Ascomycota; Sordariomycetes; Glomerellales; Glomerellaceae
Gene: magt1
Product: Magnesium transporter protein 1
Exons: 4
Coding region: 1-996 (331 amino acids)
Cellular component (GO): oligosaccharyltransferase complex
Source: RefSeq, a predicted model, not a curated record